Molecule: messenger RNA, 2064 nt
Organism: Anguilla rostrata (American eel)
Lineage: Eukaryota; Metazoa; Chordata; Actinopteri; Anguilliformes; Anguillidae
Product: G-protein coupled receptor 6
Exons: 2
Coding region: 667-1650 (327 amino acids)
Biological process (GO): adenylate cyclase-activating G protein-coupled receptor signaling pathway; regulation of metabolic process
Cellular component (GO): cytoplasm; plasma membrane
Molecular function (GO): sphingosine-1-phosphate receptor activity
Source: RefSeq, a predicted model, not a curated record
AGAACAGGCUUCUCAAAAGUUCACUGUUUUUCUUGUAGCAAGUUUUAAGUUUGUACUUCAGAAUAUACUGCGCCUGAUGCAGGUUGAAACACGUUUCAGAACACAGUUUAAUGGUCAUAUUACAUGGUUCUCAUUCAGAUUCAAGUGAUAAUAAAUAUCAACAAUAUUAGCACAUUCUACAUGCAUGCAUACGUGCGAAGUCCUUUUUUGUUCUUUCGGUUGUAUUUGUAUCAAUAGUAACUUUUUUGGGUUUUUUUGUGGGAGGUUACUGCGGGAAACUGCAUUCCAUUUUUUUUAGACGAAAAGAUUGCUGCCAAUGUGUCAGUAUAUCAUUUGUAAAUAAUGGAGAUGUCCCUCUGCCACAACUGUUUGUCUAAGCAUGUGAUCACGGAGAUUUUCUCUGGGUAUGGUCUUUGACGUCACCGGGGUUUAUUAGACGUGUGUAUGCUGUCGCCAACACCAGUUACUCUGCACACUCUCUUCUGCCCUGGUAAAUGCUCCCCGAAGCCACUGUUUGCGCUGCCAGUCCCAUCAAAGGGAGAUUCAACUGCAGUGACGGCUUUACCUGACCGUUUGAAGAAAACGCUUAUUUGGAGCUUCGUAGUCGGGUUGUCCUGAAAUCUCAGGUUUCCAUGCACCAACUAAGAAAAAAAUAAUUGUGGAGAGAUGAACGAAAGCCUGGAGACAAAUGAAACGGCAGCGGGAAUCCCUUGGAUCGAAGCCACGGAUGGCAACCGCAGCUUGGAGCUAUCCACCGAACCGCUGGACUUCGCAAUCAACCCCUGGGACAUAAUGUUGUGCAUGUCCGGGACUGUGAUAGCCUGCGAGAACGCCAUCGUCGUCGCCAUCAUAUUUUACACGCCAACGUUGCGAACACCCAUGUUCGUUCUUAUCGGGAGUCUGGCCACCGCAGAUCUCCUGGCUGGGAUGGGAUUAAUAUUAAACUUUAUGUUCCAGUACUUAAUUUCCUCCGAGACCAUUAGCCUCAUCACUGUAGGUUUUCUGGUUUCGUCGUUCACUGCUUCUAUCAGCAGUCUUUUGGCGAUCACGGUCGACCGUUAUUUUUCUCUGUACAAUGCCUUGACUUAUUUUUCAGAAAAGACGUUACUGUAUAUCCACAUCAUGCUGGUUGUUACUUGGGCAGUCUCGCUCUGUUUGGGACUCUUGCCCGUUUUGGGAUGGAACUGUUUGGGGGAGCCAUCAACUUGCAGUAUCGUCAAACCGUUGACCAAGAGCAACGUAAUAUUACUGGCAUUUUCAUUUUUUGUCAUUUUUAUGAUCAUGUUGACCCUGUAUUUCAAGAUCUGCAAAAUUGUGUGCAGACACGCGCAUCAGAUCGCUCUCCAGCAACACUUUUUCUCGACGUCGCACUACGUUGCCACAAAGAAAGGUGUCUCGACGCUCGCCAUCAUCUUGGGGACAUUUGGCGCGAGCUGGUUACCGUUUGCCAUUUACUGCCUCGUGGGUGAGCACGACUACCCGUCCGUGUACACCUAUGCUACCCUUUUACCAGCGACUUACAAUUCAAUGAUCAAUCCAAUCAUUUACGCCUACAGGAACACAGAGAUCCAACGAUCGCUUUAUGUCCUGUUUUGUGGCUGCUUUCAAACGAAUGUGUCUUAUCGGUCGAGAUCUCCAAGUGAAGUAUAAGUGGUGUGUUUUACCUUGUAUUUUUAUUUUGUUUUUUCUGCACAGUGACAAUCUGCUUUCAGUUGGUUGUGUCUGCUAUUAUUGACAUGAUUAUUUGCUCUAAAUGUAUAGUGUAUGAGGCAUUGGCACUUUAUUGAGUCUGGAGACAACCAUGGGUCCAUUUAUAAAUACUGUGAACAAGAUACUUGUGUAAAAAAGAAAAAGAAAAAAGAGGCUGCAUUAUGAAUGUAUUUAUACAAACAACUUAAAAGAAGCACUUUAUUUUAUGUAUUAAAAUGCCAAAGCAGUGUUGCAAAGGCCUGUAUGUUACUACUUUGUACUUGUCAGUAUUCUCUAUCAUUUUCUAUUUUGUACGGUUGUCUAUGAUGUGCGUUUUAUACAAGUCGCGAACAUGAAUAAAAGUGAAACCCUGAA